Molecule: messenger RNA, 360 nt
Organism: Huiozyma naganishii CBS 8797
Lineage: Eukaryota; Fungi; Ascomycota; Saccharomycetes; Saccharomycetales; Saccharomycetaceae
Gene: LSM7
Product: Sm-like protein LSM7
Exons: 2
Coding region: 1-360 (119 amino acids)
Biological process (GO): nuclear-transcribed mRNA catabolic process; mRNA splicing, via spliceosome
Cellular component (GO): U2-type prespliceosome; Lsm1-7-Pat1 complex; U12-type spliceosomal complex
Molecular function (GO): RNA binding
Source: RefSeq, a predicted model, not a curated record
AUGAGUUCAAUUAACCAAGAGAAACCAAUGAAGGAACAGCAACAGCAACAACAGCAGCAACAGAAAAAGAAAUUCGAAAGCCCUAAAAGAGAGGCUAUUGUGGACCUUGCGAAGUACAAGGAUUCUAAAGUUCGUGUCAAGCUGAUGGGCGACAAAUUGGUGGUAGGUGUGCUGAAGGGAUAUGACCAAUUGAUGAACUUGGUACUGGACGAAACGGCUGAGUACCUAAAGGACGCCAACGACGAAAUCUCAAGAGACAAGACGAGGGAUUUGGGCUUCACCGUCAUAAGAGGCAACAUUCUCGUUUCCAUAAGCCCACUGGAGGGAUCCGAAGUAAUAUACAUGCAAAGCUCGCAAUAA